This is a messenger RNA of Tachysurus fulvidraco (yellow catfish), 7482 nucleotides long. It is a transcript of the gene drp2, whose product is annotated as dystrophin related protein 2. Gene Ontology annotation, molecular function: protein binding; zinc ion binding. The record is from RefSeq and is a predicted model, not a curated record. Bases 639 to 3251 code for a protein of 870 amino acids. Gene Ontology annotation, biological process: synaptic signaling. The transcript is spliced from 23 exons. Lineage: Eukaryota; Metazoa; Chordata; Actinopteri; Siluriformes; Bagridae. Gene Ontology annotation, cellular component: plasma membrane.
AUAUUUAAUUUGGUAUUGCUUUUGGCUUUUGUGGAAUUUAAAAUAAUGAGAUUUAUAUUCUAUCUUGUCUGGUUACUUUAGCAUGAGUCUGGUACCUCUCAAGGUUUAAUCCUCAUGUCAUCUUUGAGGAAUCAUUGAAUGGUUAAUCAACACUAUUGUCUCUGCUUUAAUAUUGCCCCAAAAACCAUUUUUUGUGUGCUGUUGUUAGAGUUGGACACAAUCCUGCUGAGCUAUUUGUAUUUUGGCAUGGGGCAGGUGCUUGACCAGUGCCUGCCUUCUGGGUGGUGUGCUGUGCAUUCCUCGCCUGGUAGGUGUGCUGGCAAGGGUGGCAUGAUGUAGAAAGCAAAGGACAAUGGUGUCUUUGAGAGGAAUUCUGUGAUAUUUCAGCCAUGUCUUUAGAUUACACAUAGACAUACUAAAUCAGGCUCAGACACAAAGGAAAUCAAGUAGAUCAAGGGUAUUUGUCUAUACGUAUAAGAAAGCAUUAGUUUUGUGGAUGAACUCCAAAUUAAGCUGCAGAUCAACCCUUGUGGCCAAAAUGCCCUUGUGUGCCCUGCAAGUUUGCGGGGCACCCUGAGGGGCAAGAGGUGCCCAUUGAGUGCAGCGAGUACAACAUCAAACCUUCCAAUCUUUUGAUCAUGAACCUGUGCUGGACAGAGAUCAAGCGCAAGUCCCACAAUAUCAGGGUGCGUCUGGAGGCAGUCUCAGACAACAGUGGGAAACUACAGCUGUCACUGCAGGAAAUCAUUGAAUGGCUAACAACUAAAGAUGAGGAGCUAUCAGAGCAGCUGCCUAUAGGGGGUGAUGUGGGGGCUGUGCAGCACCAGCGAGAAUUCCACCAGGCCUUUAUGGAGGAUGUGAAGUCUAGAGGGCCCUUCAUCUACUCAGUGCUGGAGUCAGCUCAGGCCUUCCUAGCUCAGCAUCCCUUCCAGGAGCCUGACGAGAUGCUGCCAGAUGGUAAAGAGUUGUCUCCAAGGCGCAGGAUGCAGAAUGUGAGCCGUUUAGUUUGGAAGCAAGCAAACGUAGCCAGUGACCUGUGGGAGAAGCUGACAGCACGUUGUGUAGAUCGUCACCGGCACAUGGAGAGGACACUAGAGCGGUUGCUGCAGAUGCAGGCAGCCGUGGAUGAAUUGGCCUGUGCCCUUGAGCAGGCUGAUGGUGUGAGGCAUGCUUGGGAGCCUGUGGGAGAUCUCUUCAUUGAUUCUCUGCAGGACCACAUUGAUGCAACAAAGCUGUUCAAGGAAGAACUGACUCAGGUCAAGGAAGGCAUGAAGCACAUCAAUGAAUUGGCCCACCAGCUAGCCAUUUCUGAUGUGCACUUGUCCAUGGAAAAUGCACAUGCACUUGAGCAACUUAACAGCAGGUGGAAGCUGCUGCAGGGUUCUAUAGAAGAACGCAUGAAGCAGUUGCAGGAUGCUCACAGAGACUUUGGUCCUGGAUCACAGCAUUUCCUCUCUAGUUCAGUGCAGAUACCUUGGGAGCGUGCUAUAUCUCCCAACAAAGUGCCGUACUACAUCAACCACCAGUCACAGACAACCUGCUGGGAUCACCCAAAAAUGACAGAAUUGUAUCAAGCACUGGCGGACCUGAACAACAUCAAGUUCUCAGCAUACCGGACGGCCAUGAAGCUACGGCAAGUGCAGAAAGCUCUAAGAUUGGACCUGCUGAAAUUGACCAGCAUAGCUGAAGUGUUCAGGGAGCAGGACUUACAACAUAGUGAACACAUGAUGGAUGUGGUGGAGGUGAUUCAUGCCCUUACUGCUCUGUAUGAGAGACUGGAGGAGGAGCAAUCAGUACUCAUCAAUAUCCCACUCUGCGUGGACAUGUGCCUCAACUGGUUGCUUAACGUCUAUGACAGUGGUCGGAAUGGAAAGAUGAGGGUACUCUCUGUCAAGAUGGGAAUAGUUAGCCUAUGCAACACAGAUAUCAAGGAGAAAUACAGAUACCUGUUUAGACAGGCAUGUGAGUCAAAUGGCCUGAUGGACCAGAAGCACCUCAGUUUGUUGCUGCAUGAAGCUAUCCAGAUUCCACGGCAGCUUGGUGAGGUGGCAGCCUUUGGUGGAAGUAAUGUUGAGCCCAGUGUUCGUAGCUGCUUCCGCAUGUCCCCGGGAAAGCCAUCAAUUGAAGUAAUUCACUUCAUGGAGUGGGUGAGUCUGGAGCCUCAAUCCAUGGUUUGGCUUCCUGUGCUGCACCGUGUGACCAUGGCUGAAUCUACCAAGCAUCAAGCUAGGUGCUACAUCUGUAAAGAAUGCCCCAUUAAGGGCUUCAGAUACCGCAGUCUGAAACAAUUCAAUGUGGAUAUCUGCCAGACGUGUUUCUUGACUGGGCGAACAACCAAAGGCAAAAAACUCCACUACCCCAUAAUGGAGUACUAUACCCUGACCACCUCAGGAGAGAGGAUGCGGGAUUUUGCGAAGACUCUAAAGAACAAGUUCCGAUCAAAACAGUACUUCACCAAGCACCCUCAGAGAGGGUACCUUCCUGUGCAAACGGUUCUGGAAGCAGUGAGCGGCGAGAUGUCAUGUUCUUCUCCCAGGCUACCACACGCGGACACACAUAGCAGGAUUGAGCACUUUGCCAGCAGGCUGGCAGAAAUGGAAAGCCAGAGCUUCUCUUUCUUCAAUGACAGCCUCUCUCCCGAUGAAAGUCUGGAUGAAGAUCAGUACAUCCUGCGUCAUUCCAGUCCUACUCUGGAACAUGACCGUCCACCUGAGCCACACCUCCUCUCCCACCUUGACUGCCAGAACAAAGAGGAACUGCAGCAAACACUGGCCCGUUUGGAAAGCGAGAACAGGGUACUACAGAAUGAAUAUCAGCGGCUUAAGUGGAAGCAUGAGGAGGCUGCAGCAGCAGCACCACAGCUGCUGGAGGGCAUUUCAGCCUUAGGCUUGCCACUUGGACAGCAGGAUGAGGAACUCCUGGCUGAGGCUCGAAUACUGAGGCAACAUAAAAGUCGCCUGGAGACACGCAUGCAGAUAUUGGAGGAUCACAACAAGCAAUUGGAGUCUCAGCUCCAUAGACUCCGAGAGCUACUGCUGCAGCCAAAAGAUGAAUCAGAGGCUAAUGGAUCAGCUCCCUCCUCUCUGUCAUCACCUUUGUCAGUGGUGCACCAGGGGGGGGCACUAAGCAAAGAGACCACAGACACUGAGGCUACAGGUGAAGAUUUGGAGCCAGAGCAAAACACAGUGCUACAGCUACAGCAGGUAAUCGAGCAGCUGAGGAAUGUUUUCCCAUCUGAACCAGGACAAUAAGGAGGCACACAGAUUACACAUCUCUCAGUUAAAUCUGGAUUGGGUCCAGAAUAUGCAAGAAUAUGCAAAGGUGAAAACAUAAAGAUUGACUCAGGGGAUUUGAAGGACACUUUCUGAUCUCUAAGAGAAGCUCACCGGAGAAGGCUAGGACAUUUCUGAGUGAUUCACUAAUGUUUUGUGGUGCCGUAGGCUAAUGCUUGAUCAGUACACUGUGGUAACCCUGUGGCAACUUAUUGAAGCGGCAAGUGUGUGUUUUUCUUGUCUUGAAGUGUGUGCUUGUGUGUUUGUAGUACAGAACAAUGACCUCACCAACAACAACACACAGAGAAGUAAGGCCUAUAUUUCUGUAGCUAGUACUUUGUCUUUUGUUUUAAGACAAAGAAAAUUUGUGUUUGCUUUUAUUAAUUGGUUAAUAUUUUUGCUUUUAUUUGUCUCUCUUUCAUUCUCACUCUGUUAUUACAUCCACCCAUUACUCUCCCUUCAUCACUGUCUGUCAUACAAACAUAUCAGUAAGGAUAUAAACAGCCAUGGCACAGCUCACUUUGGUUUUCUGGGUAAAGGGAAAGGUUAAUCUGUGAGGGUGAUUUUAAUAACUGUUGUGUGUUUUGCUUGAAAAAAGAUAGCCCUUGGCUGUGCCCUGCAGUUUAAGGGAGGCCUAGAACAGUGGUUCCCAACCUAGGGUGGCACUAACAAAGAGUGCUUAUGAAAUCAAAAUUUUAAAGAACCAUGUCACCAAAGACCAGUGUGGAUGAAAAUUUUUGAGGCAGCUGUGUGGCCCCCAGGUGGUAGAUAAAGAUAAUGCUUCUUAAAAAAAAACAUCAGACACAAUCUCCUUCACCAUUACCCUAUUGGGUAAGACAUCUCUGGUAGGCAUGCCUGUGCUCUUUGUUCAUCUACAAUUAAUGAGAGUGUUUUGAAACAGGCCAAUCUGUCAACUAAAAUGAACACCACUACUUAAUAAGACAUAUUAUCAGUGAUCGACACCAACUUUGAAUCCAACAUUCUAUCUAAUGAGCAUAUUGUGGCCUGCUGUGCUGAUGGGACAAUCUUUAUGAUGAGCAAAAACAAGGGGUUUACUAUCCAUUUGCCAAGACAAAUGUUAGAACACCACCUGCCAAACCCCUUCUGGAGGGAACCCUCACCAGAAUGCUGAGCACUUCCGGGUUCAUGCAGUUCACUUCCGGUUUGAUGGACGUCCUCACAAGAUGAAGUACUGCCAAUGUCUCAUCCUGUGUACCAAGCCUUAUUGAUUUUUACUUAGAUUUUUACUAUCUAUGACCUUGCCAUUUUUGCCCCACAUUUUUUGCUCAUUGGAUUCUGAUUUGGAUUAUUUUGCCCUGCUGAUUGCUUAUCUGUUUUUCUUGAAUAUUCUGCCUGUUUUGACCCUGCCUUUGCUCUUGUGUAUUGGACUGUUUGCUAGUAAAUAUGCUUAUGGAUUCACCAACUUCAUGUUCUUUAAUAAAAUACUUUGCCACCCAUGAAUCCAGCAGAUUUGUCACAGAUUCAGGUGACCACUGCACAUCAGGGGGAAGAUCUGGCUGCAAACGUGAAACAGCUCAUUGUGCUUCAGGCCACUCACCUGAUGAAGGCCAUACAAUCCACACCUGACAUCCCUUCACAAUGAUUCAAAUCAGCAAAUAUGGCAGAGGGGAAUAAUGGCUCUGCCAAACGAUGAAAGAGCUUCCUAAGCCAGUGCUAGAUUUUCUUUGCGCAUAUCAGAGAGGUGUUCGAAUGUCCUGUGGGGAAAGACAUCUUAAAACAUCUUCUGAGACUACAUCAGGGGAAAGACAGCAUAAUUGAUUAUGCCUUAAAUUAUGGAUACUGGCAACUCAGAGUCUGUGGAACAAGGUGGCACUAAGUGCAAUCUUCUGGGAGGGUCUCAGAUCCACGAAUCCAUGAAACUAAAGAAGGCGAAAGUGUCCACUGAAUAGCGCCUGCACCAGCAGCAGCUCUGCUACUACUGUGGGCAAUCAGAACAUGUCCUCCAUGCCAACACUCUGGCCCUCUCCCUAAUCCUUCUAGUCUUCUAGUUCCAGUUCACAUACACUAUGCAAAUAUGGUCCAUCGUCUCUGAUUGACUUGGGGACUGUCAUGAACCUUGUUCAACAAUGCCUGGUGGAAUACCUUUUCAUACCCACUGUGCCAUAUGUCCUGCCGCUGAGGAUCAUGGGGUAGAUGACCAACCCUACAUCUACAUCUACAUCACACAACAAAUUGCUCCAAUUAUACUCUAGGUCAGACUAUUCCACUGCAUAGAGUUCAUGUUCUAUGGUAUAUCUUCACUCACCAAUCACAUCAUUCUUGGAUUUCUUUGGUUAAACAUGCAUGACACACAAUUUGUCUUGGAGAGAUAAGGAACUCAAAUUUAGUAGUCCCCAUUCUGCCAACAGCACUGUCUAAAGGCAAGACUCAUGCUGUACCAUCUCUGAAGAAACUCUCUAACCACUCUGCCAUCAUCCUCAGGAAAAAUCACAACAUGGCUGAUGGUCUUCAGCAAGGAGAGGGCUAAUUAUUGGUUUUAUGUGAUAUUCCACCAAAGAGUAGAGAUGGACUCAAACAAGGUUUGUGCAGUCACCGAGUGGCCUACCCCUCCAGCAUAAAUCCCCCUCACAACUCUUACAUGUACAUGGGAAACUCUGUAUACUAACAUGGAUAGCAAGAAGCAUUCAACUCAAGAAGCAUUUAACUGACUCAGAGAUUUACCACAGCACCUAUACUUCACCACCCUAACCCUGACCUCCUGUCUGUGGUCUCCCUGUUAAGAAGCCCAUGAUCCAGUUGCAGAGGGAGGUCUUCAGGCACAGCAGGCUCAGUUUUUCGAUCAGAUGCUGAGGAAGGAUUGUGUCGAAUGCUGAACAGCAUUUGUAUGUGUGUGUCUCUUUUGUCCAUGUGGGUAAGGGCUAGAUGGAAGGUGAUGGCAAUGGCAUUGUCUGUGUUUUUUGUAAACAAAGCUAUUUAAAAUUAGAUUGAUAUUGUCAAUGUCUCUCUAACAAGUUUACAAGAUUCAAAAUGAAAAUUAUUGUGGAUUGAAGUGAGUCACUCCAAGCUGCAUGUCAUCCAACAGUUCAUACAGUUUCUAGGAUACAGUCUAUUAAUUAAGACAGCUGUGAAAUUUUCAAAUUAAAUGUGAAUUAAUCAUACAAAUCUUAUAAGCUUGAAAAUUAUUAGAACAUAUUUGCCUUUUGGUUCUUUGCCCAUAUGUUAAAUCAGAGAAACAUUUACAUAUUUUUUUAUUUUGAUAUGUUUAAGUAAAUAAUAGUUUAGCAUGAAAAAGAAAGUGAUUGAUACCAGAUGCUUUUACAUUAUGCAUGAGGACAUUAUAGAUCCCAUUUGUCAUAAGAGCAGUUUAGUUAGGUUGUCAGAUUUUGUGAGAGUGAAAAAUGUUACAAGAACACUAUAAAAAGAUAGACCCAAAUUAAGAGAGAUGGAUGGAACAGAUAGAACAGACAGAAGAAGAGAGAUAAUGAUCUCUGAAGUCAUGAUGUUAAGAUGCAGUGCCUACAGUAUAUCUUUACCUAUCCUUGGACAAAAAUCCCUCAUGGUUUUCAGUGCAUGUAUAUAAAUUUAAAUCCCAUUCCACCUUGAACAAGCCAGUUUAUUAAAAAAAAGCAUGGAUUUUUGCAUUUGACAAUGGAUAUUAUUUGUGUUAAAGUUGCUAGGGACCUGUCCUAUAAGACCUGCUAUUGCUGGUUACACUCUCAUCCAUUGUAAAGGAGAUGCAUAUAGUGUUGACAAAAGAAAAAGAGAACAAAUGAGAAGUUAUAUAGUGUGUUGUUAUCCCUGCCCAAACCACCGGAAACUGCUUACAGUAGCUGGCAUGGCUUUUAUAUUAAAAUCUGUGGCAUUUGAUUACAUGAUUAUCACAUUCAGAACACUAAAAGAUUAAAAAUGAAAACAUAAACAUUGUUUGUUGUUUCUUGUUUCUUUAUUCAUAAAACAUGAAAUAUUAAGGAAAAACAUAUGAAUGAAUGUUUAAAAUCCAUAAGUCAUUUCAUACCCUGAAGCAUACUGGCACAAGGACCAUCAUGCACUCACAGAUGGAGAAAAUCCUUAACAUCAUAAUCUUGCUAUGCAUUUACAGCAGAUCUUUCUGUCUAGCAUAUUCAGUAUGGUUUUUGCUUAAGUUCAUAUUUCUUCCAAUUAUACUUAUUUAAUUUGAUUUCAUAUAUGAAAGUUCUGGUAUAUUUACUAAUGAACAUGCAUUUUGUUGGAAAAAAUAUCUGCAGGUCUG